GUGUCAAUUAAAUUGUAAUUUAAAUUUGAAAAAGAAAGUCAACAUUCAGUUCGUUUAACGUUUUUGUUUCGUAAAAAUUCUAAUUGAGCGAAUGUUUGAUUUAGAUUUCUAUAUUUUGCGAAUAUUUGUUUGUGCGAACUAAUAAACUGUCGAUCGACUGUGUAUUCGUCGAAGUGUCUGUCGAACUAUGUACACCAAAGAGUUAAUGGACCAUGUUUCACAGUAUCUUAAGAGCAUACUGGAAGCAAUGCAAAAUAAAGCGACGAAGGAUAAUGGCGGUGCUAUCGAUAGUGUAGAUGGGAGAAGUGACGAUAACAAAGAGAGUGUGCGGGCGUUACUAGGUCGUCACACAAAAAUACUUGUUAAGUAUAUGAUAAAGUUAGAAACGAAAGGUGACAAAACCGAAAACAGGGUGCUGGUGUUCACACCAGUUAGGAUAUACUUGCUGAUUGCAAAAGUACCGACAAAGAUAGACUGCCAUUUUCAUUAUUUAGAUAUACAAUCGGUGGAAAGUAAAAAGCCAACGCAUUUUUCAAUUGUUACGAACGAUAGAACGUAUUCGUUUUUAACCACAGGGGAUGCCGGAAAUUUUAGUUCGAAUGCGGAUGUAAUUCUUACGGAUUUGGCAUCUGCAAUAAAGCAAAUAUUUCCAACAGUUCCUCUGAAAUAUAUAAUAAGAAAAGUCGAAAUCCAACCAGCAGAACGUGAAACAAUUUUUUCAGAUGAAUUACGUCCUUCUGAUCCUCGAAAUGUGGGCCCCUGCGGUGGUUUUAGUACACAGUAUGCAUGUAUGUGCGACUUUCACGGUGUUCCUUACAGAGAAGAGGUAGCUUGGGAUAUUGAUACUAUUUAUCUGUCGCACGACACAAGGAUAUUAAAUUUGAGAGAUUUUGAUCAUUUGGAGUCGAAGGACUUGAUGGCCAUUGUGUCUGCCCUGGAAUACAACACAUUCUUUCGGGGACUGAAAGUGUCACAUUCAAGGCUGUCGCAUGAGACUUUGGACCGAAUUUUACAUGUACUACGACGUUCGAUGUGGCUGGAGGAGCUACACUUAGAGGCAUUAGGAUUAAGAGCGGAUUUUCUUCAUAAAUUAGCUGUAUCUGUGAUCACAAAUAACAACCCUGCACUUCAGACCAUUGAUUUAAGCCAUAAUCUUAUCGAAGAUAAAGGUGCAAUUCAUCUGGCCGGACCCAUAGCAAAAAUAUCGAAAGGAUUGUGCAAAUUGUCACUGUCACAAUGCGGUCUAACAGCAAAGGGAGUCAAUCAAAUGGCACACUCGUUGUCACUCAAUCAAAGUAUUUCCAGUUCAUUAACGUAUUUAGAUUUAAGUGGUAACAAUUUGAAGGAUGAUAUAAAUAACCUGUAUAAUUUUCUUGCUCAACCGAAUGUGCUAAAACAUUUGGACCUAUCCACAACGGAUACAUUUUUGGAAAAUCUAUUCGGUGCAUUAUUACGUGGCUGUUCUACACACUUGUCCUAUUUAAACGUUUCACACAAUUCGUUCAGUACAAAGAAAGGCAAAGAGAUACCACCAUCGUUUAAACAAUUCUUCACCAGCUCAUUGAGCUUGAAACACUUAAACAUUGCCAGUUGUAAACUACCGUUGGAGGGACUGAAACAUUUACUGUUGGGAUUAGCGUGCAAUGAAUCGACAGCUGGUCUGUAUUUAGAUUUGAGUGGCAAUUCGUUGGGUGCUCAGGGAGCACAUGUAUUGGAAUCGUGCAUUCAUGGCGUGCGUGUAUUACAAAGCUUAGACAUUGGAGACAAUAAUUUGGACGUUGAACUAUCGUCUGUACUGACGGCCAUCGGUAAAAAUCCUUCAAUCAAAUGCUUGCACAUGACACGCAGCUUUACCGGAAUGAAAAUCAAACACAUUGGAACAGUCAUGGACGCUUUAGUUGGCUUGAUUCAAAAGGAUGAUUUUCCAUUGACCGAACUGGUUUUAUCGGAAAAUAAGCUCAAAAAUGACAUACACGAUUUUAUAAAUGCCUUAGGAAGUAAUCAAAGUUUACAAAAACUUGAUAUUGGUGGAAAUUUAAUGGGUGAUGUUGGAGCCAGAUUGUUGGCAAAAGCUUUGCAAAUUAACAAUAAACUCAGAACAAUUAUUUUGGAUAGAAAUAACAUUACGCUGCAAGGAUUCAACGACAUUGUUUACGCUUUGGAGAACAACUACAGCAUGCGAAACAUACCCUUCCCGCUGUUCGAUAUCGCACCGUGCUUGAAAAAUCAUCCCGAACGCACAGACAUGGUGAUGCGAAAAAUGCAAGAAUAUCUGCAGCGCAACAGCAACGGCUUGAAGCGUACAAAUGGACAAGGUUUUCGAUUGCAGCACGGUUUGCUGCUCUCGUCGACCCAUCAAUUGGUCGACAAAUUGGUGUCGGAAACACAGGAGACGAUGUCGUUGCGUGCUGGAUCAUCCGAUUCGGCUGUGCAACGAUUGAUUGAAGACGCCGAGAACAGUAAGCAAUUGUUGCCGAAAUUACAAGAGGCCGUUCGUUGUGAACCACAUCCGAUUGAAGUUAAAUUGAGCAAAGUUGCGGCUGAAUUGAGUCAGAAUAUUCGUGGAUAUUUGGAAGAAACGAUGGACACGAUGAUUCGGACGGGUGUGGAGCAGUGUCCCAAAACUCUUGGCAUCCAAAAUGUAGUCAACGAUUUGCGGAAGAGUUGCAACGAUAGAUUAAACAUCCCGGAGGAGUUUUUGCACACUUGCAUUUUGAACAACGCUGGAAGUGAAAUUAUGAACAAAAUCAGUGAAGUUGAACAAUCCCUAGCUGGUUUGAUAUCGGACCGUGCAACAGAUGAAGUUGUCGAAGCGUUGACUCGUUACCGUCGUGGAUUGGGCAUUUCGGAUUCGCCCAGCAUGCAUUUCGAUGAUCAUCAAACGCCAGACGUUGUACGGAGUCGAUCGAGUCAAGAUACCAUGGGCUUUGCUCCACUAAGAAACUUAGAUCUACCACGAUUCGGGCUGGAUUCACCAACGAAACUGGAAUAUUUGAAUCUCGCAACACCUUUAAUGCAAACAAAACGUCGCUCAUUUGUACACAAAAUUCGACCUCAGUCUGUGGUAGAAAAUUUGUCACUGGGUCAUAUUCCUGACUUGCUAGAGUCACCCUCGUCGCGUCGCAGCUCGAACAGUUCAGCUGGCAAAAACGACGAAAAUUGCGAUUCAAUCACAGAACUUCCCAGUGCUUCAUUCCAAUUACAACAUUUAGUUAAAGGUCGCCCAAAACGUGCCAAGACACGAGCGCCAACACGCCCACUAGUUACCGAACUUUCGACGCAUACAAUCGGCGAAGGAUUGGAGGCAUUUUUCCAACGACCUGGAUCAGCGACCCCAACUACUCUUACUCCAUUGGUAUCACCAACAUCUGACGAAUGUAGUUCGCUCAGUUUUGUCGACAGUCCGACGAUGAGCCGGUGCGACGAUAACGGGAAAAAUUAUUUCACUUCCGAAGAGACGACACCCGUGCACGAAGAACGAAAACCGAUUAAAUUGGAUCGUAGUUCACCACUGCUGAAAGGAGUGUCAUGGACACCACGAUCGCGUUCGACGGACAAUCUGGAAAAGUACUCCCCACUGAUUGGUCGAAAGUCGCCUCUGAUCAAAAUGCAAAACGAACAGAAUUCGGACGAUAAACUAUCGGAACGGCUUCAUCCACCCGCGCACAACGAUUCGAAAGUGCGGUCCCCUAGUAACGAUUCAAUCAAAAGUAUCGAAACCGAACCAUCGGUAAAAACUACGAAUGGCAUACUGAAUACACCGAUUUUGCCGUCGAAGCCGAGACCGUGGUCAGUAGCUGGUAACGAGGGAAAAUGUGAUUUUGCUGGUGACACUAAUAAAACGACUCCCGACGCUAUUGAUCCAGGAGACGUGGUGCUAAUUGAAGGACAAUCUGGCGGGUCAAUUGUCGGUAUCACGCCAGGUGCUGCAUUGGAGAAAAAAUCCGUGCGAGACAUGGCAGCUGGCCUCAACCGAUUGGGAGUAGAUAUAAUUAAGCCAAAACCACCGCAACCAUUACCUCGUAGUGUAGAAAACAGAAAUUCAACAUCUCGUCCCGAGUCCUUACCGAAACCUUUAAAUGUAAAUGUGAAACCACCACCAGAGGUUUUGCGACGUAUUGCUGGUAAAGAGAUCACCACACUGUUUGAGGAGACAUUAGUUGAAGGACUACAACGAACACCAUUCCGUGCGUCUCUCUACAAAGAAACACAGUAUGGCAAAGAUGAUUCUGUAGACGUUUAGAUCUACAAAUUGUUUUUAAGAAUGAAGAAAUAAUUCAAGAAUCUUGAAUUUGUGAGAAAAAAAAUUAUUUUUUAGUUUGAAAUCGUAAUUUGAAGUACUACGAGAAUAUAUAAGUUCCUUCACCAGAGAAUUUCAGUGACUCUGAUGACUUUUAUUGACCACAUCAGUUAUCGACAGCAACGACAAACAAUAUGCCUAUGGACUAGGUGGUCUUUUACAGUGAAAUGAACAAACUGAACGAUACGUUAAACAAAAGAAAUACCAGAAUAAAUCACGAUAUCGCGAUACCUUUUCAAACCAAUUCACUGCUUUAGUUUUUAGUCCAUGAGUUCCGUGCAUCGUUUGAUAGGAAAUCAGUUGACCAAUUUGUUUACUAAUCAUAUUUUGAAUGAUUCAACCGGUUAUUGUACCUAGUCGUACUAAGGGAUCGUACUAAUUGUUUGACAAUGUGCACACAGUUAUGACAAUGAAGAGCAUCAGAGUCGUAUAGAAAUUCCGAGGAGAAAGAACACAGUAAAUUGUCUGUAAGUUAUUGUUCCAGUCAGUUACAUUUUUCCAUUAAUUCAAGGCCAGUUAAGGUGAGUUAGUUUUGUUGAUGAGACACAAUUACGAAUUUGACCGGAUAGAUAGCCGGACCCAUGUUACGCAAAUUACAGUUUCACCAAUUUCACCAAUUGGUGUUCAAUGACCAAUUUUAUUUUGUAGGUUUCGUAUAGUCUAUUUCUAUGUCAAAAUCUUCCUAUAUCGUCCAUCAGAACAUUCUAUUUUGUAUCUAUCUUGAUUAAAUCACAAAAAACUUAAAUUUAAACGAAAGAAAAAAAUAUCACAAAAUGAAGGGAAAUUUGUUUUCAAACAGAUGCUAAAUUAGGUUUUUUCUAGAUCGUGUGGUUUUUAGUAUGAAUUUUAUUGGAUCGAAAUAUUCCAUUGACUAUUUUUAGUGCCAAUUUUACAGUAAUAUUUUUUAUGUAAAAAAAAACUUUUUUUUUUCGACGAACUUACCAAAAAUAUUUUUACAAACAAAAAACUGAAUUUAGAUUUAGAUUUGGAAUUUUUUUUCUUCGGAAAAUUUACUUACAAUUUUUUGAACAUUUUUUUUUUGUUAUUUUGAAUUUAAUUAAAUUAAUGAACAAAAGACUUAAAAGCGAACACAUUUACAAAAAAAAAUGGCCAACCAGUAACGCUACGACUUUUUCUUAUUUAAAAAAAAAAAUGAAUUUGAUAAGGAAACUAAAAUGUGAGUUCUAUUGAUUGAAUUUGGGAUGUUGUAAUUUGAUUAUGAAGAAAGAAA
This is a messenger RNA of Bradysia coprophila, 5531 nucleotides long. It is a transcript of the gene LRR, whose product is annotated as capping protein regulator and myosin 1 linker 1 leucine rich repeat protein. Gene Ontology annotation, molecular function: protein binding. Lineage: Eukaryota; Metazoa; Arthropoda; Insecta; Diptera; Sciaridae. Gene Ontology annotation, biological process: regulation of Arp2/3 complex-mediated actin nucleation; cell migration. Gene Ontology annotation, cellular component: plasma membrane; lamellipodium. The record is from RefSeq and is a predicted model, not a curated record.